Molecule: messenger RNA, 1038 nt
Organism: Triticum turgidum subsp. durum (durum wheat)
Lineage: Eukaryota; Viridiplantae; Streptophyta; Magnoliopsida; Poales; Poaceae
Source: the annotation of a GenBank genome assembly
AUGGCCGACGAGCUGGACGAGCUCAUCGACUUCCUCUCCAACAGCUCCCCACAGGUGCGCGGCGCCGCGGCGGACAUCGUGCGGGGGCUCACCGGGGACAGCGACGGGCUGCGCUCCCUCGCGGCGCGCGCCGACCGCGCGCUGCCGGCGCUGCUCCGGCUGCUCGCGUCCGUGGGGGGCGGUGGCGCGGGCGAGGCGGCGGCCGACUCGCUCGUCAACCUCAGCCAGGACGGCGACCUCGCCGCGCGCCUCGUGGUGCUCGGCGCCGUCGCGGCCGCCAUGGACGUGAUGGUCAAGCGCGGCGGCGAGCAGCCCAAGCUCGCGCGCAGCCUUGUCAUGCUGCUCGUCAACCUCACCCAGGUCGAGUCCGGCAUCUCGGCCCUCCUCCAGGUUGGUGAUGAAAAGGUUCAAGGGCUGUAUGUUGCAAAGCUUGUGCGCUCGUUCUGCAGGUCAUCUUGUGACUCUGAAGAUGAAGAUAUAUUUGAACACAUCGCCUCUAUACUUGUGAAUAUCUCAAAGGUUGAAGCUGGACGGAGAAUACUGAUGGAACCUAAGAGAGGUCUUCUAAAGCAGAUUAUAGGACAAUUCGAUUCAACAAACCAACUUAGAAAGAAAGGGGUUGCUGGCACCAUCCGUAACUGUUGCUUUGAAGCUGAUACCCAGAUACAAAAUUUGCUUUCUAUAGCAGAAUAUCUUUGGCCAGCUCUACUUUUGCCUGUAGCUGGAAAGAAGAUCUAUAGCGAAGAAGAUAGAUCGAAAAUGCCUCCCGAGCUUGCAAAUGCACUUUCUCAUGAACGAGAAGCUGUCGAUGAUUCUGAAAUUCGUGAACGGGCACUGGAGGCUAUCUAUAUGAUCGUGAUGCAGGAUGAUGGACGAAAGGCCUUUUGGUCAGUCAAUGGGCCACGGAUACUGCAGGUUGGUUAUGAAGACGAAGAGGACCUGAAAGUGAUGGGAGCAUAUGAGUUGAUUGGUUCUUUGCUUGUCGGUAAGGGUGAAAUUGAACAAGAUCAAGAGCAAGGAGAAGAUAAGCCUCAAUGA